Molecule: messenger RNA, 842 nt
Organism: Osmerus eperlanus (European smelt)
Lineage: Eukaryota; Metazoa; Chordata; Actinopteri; Osmeriformes; Osmeridae
Gene: timm9
Product: translocase of inner mitochondrial membrane 9 homolog
Exons: 4
Coding region: 117-386 (89 amino acids)
Source: RefSeq, a predicted model, not a curated record
CACGAUCAGCGAUUUCACAACAUGUCACAUGUCCUUCGGAAGCAAGGUUCAACAGUUAACCCGAUUUGCGUGUAUUUACAACAUUUACACCAACAGAAACUACACUGACCUGAACCAUGGCAGCCCAAAUUUCUGAAUCGGACCAGAUUAAACAGUUCAAAGAGUUCCUGGGAACCUAUAACAAGCUGACAGAGAACUGCUUCAUGGACUGUGUGAAGGACUUCACCACACGAGAAGUUAAAGCAGAGGAGACCACCUGCUCAGAGAGCUGCCUUCAGAAGUACCUGAAGAUGACCCAGCGAAUCUCCAUGCGUUUCCAGGAGUACCACAUUCAACAGAACGAAGCCCUGGCUGCGAAAGCUGGCCUACUGGCACAGCCUCGCUAGAAACCUGCUGAUCCUCCUCGUUACAGCUGCUCACAUGGACAGAUAGUAUCAGAGGAGUCACAGCCAACACAUCCUGGCUGGCCACAGCACUGCCUCGGCCCCCUUCGACACGGGGGAGUCUUGUCUCUGUGUAUGGUUGGACAAGUGGACACCCAACAUCAGCCUUGAACUUGCUGAUAGUUACCUCACCUCUUUGGGCCUGGGAUGAUGACUGCUUGCACACUUCUGUUACAGAGGGCUGCCAUGGUCCCAUAAGGUAAAGAACAGCCUGUAUCUGAUCAUGACACAACAUACUGAGUUGUUUUUUGUUUUGACCCUGGCGGAACAUGUAAGGAAGUAAGAAUUACCUUUUUGUGUGUGUUAUGUAAGUGUAGAAGAAUGUUAACCUGGAGUAUACAUGUAAAAAAAACCUUUGUCAAACUUUCAGUUGUACCAUUAAAUGUCUGUUUAAAUAUC